AUGAACGUCCUCUUUCAUUUCCAUAUGUGGCUAAUGUCGUGCGUGUGAAUGUUGAGCGUGAAUCCGGGUGUAAAAUCGCACUCAAAUAAGUGCAACAAGGUUUGCGGGAUCCAACAAGGUUUCUUUCAUCCAAGAUGACGUCACAAAGCCCGACUUCAUUGAUGUUGAGAACAGCAAUGGAUUAUAGUUUUUCAACGUUUCCCAGGAGCAGGUUGUUCGUCAGGCAAGCAGGCCCGGAAGUUUGAUAACCUGUUUUUCAUAAACAGUGCUAAACUCUGGCAAAACUAUGGCGUCAGUCAAUCAUUCACUGUCAUAUCUUCAGCGCAGUCCCUUCAUGGGGUCGCUAUCCAAAGCUGGUGACCACAGAUGGCAAUGGGUAAAAGAUAGUUCUGCCCUUUAGCUCAGCUCUUCCUCAACUCUGGAUGGUACAACGCCCCGCACUGCCAAUCUCUCACUCCAUUCCGCAUUUAUUUUACAGAUGUUGAUGUUGUAUGUAUGUUGUUGUAUUCAUUUCAAUCUUAAUUCACGUGUAUAUUGUUAUCAUGUGAAUAUAAUUGUCUAUGAGACGCGUUUUUGGUUGAUGGUGUCCUGCAAGAACAAACCGUGGGCAAAAUUAGUCAUCUCCUCUGUUUACAUUGAGACCUGUCAAGAGUAAUGAAAACGUUCUUUCUUUUUCUUUUUUAACCCGUGUUGUGCUCUGCGACGACUCUGUCCCUGUAGUUUGCGCCACUUACUCGUGGUGCAUUUCAAUCGCGCCGCUAUUUGUGGAAGGGUGAAGAAGACGAGCGAGGCCGCUUUAAAAAUGAAACGAAAGAGGAAGUAAAAGUUUCAACGAGUGAAGUUCGACGAAAGGUACAAGUCCAAAGUAAAUCGCAGUCGUACAUCGAAUUCAGUGUCCAGUGUUCAGACCUCAAGAUGUCAUCGGAUUUAACCUUCUACAUCCUCAUCAUAAAACCUGAGAUUCCAAGGCACCUGGAUGCAGGUCUAAUCUGCUACUGUCGCACGUCCCAUGUCAAAUCAAGGUUACACAGCCAAAACACCAAAAUACGAGUCAUACCCUGUGGAGCAAGCACAUCUUUGGAUUACAACGUGGAGUUGACGCUUUUGGAGGAAGUGAGCGAGAAGGUUGCCGGGCUCCUGCUGGCAUUAGAGUGUGACUCAGACAGGCUAAAGUGGUUUGAUGAAAGGAAGGCUCUGGCAUGGGCAGAGACCAUCUCACCUGGACAUGAAGUGGCAGUGGAGCACGGAGGAGGGACAAUGCACGGCGUCGUCCGCUUCGUCGGUCACUUGUCUCCUCCGAAAUACCCUGCGGUAAUUGCCGGAAUACAUUUUGGAAUCAAACUACAGGGAGACUGGAAGCAUAAACUUGUUGAAAGCUUUCAAAUGGUCUUCUCGAAGAAAGAAUGCGAUGUGAUGGUUCCGUUCAACAAAAUAAGACCCUGGUUUCCAGACACGCCGCCGCUCUCAGCUCCUUCUCCCACCACGCCGACUGAGAAGUUCGAGUUUGGCGACAGAGUCACGUAUGUGGACAACCUGGAGCAACAUCACGGCAUGGUGGUCAGCGUGGAGGAGCAUCAUGGAACUCAGAUUGCUCGAAUUGCCACGGAUGUGGACGAGAACGGGAUAAUGGUUGGUGAACUGAAGGUUCCGCUCCAGUUCAUCUGGAAGAGCGUUGUGCCAGCAGAGCCGGAGAAGAUGGACCUGGAUCCGCCUGCAGCUGAGCUGAGCAACAGCCUGACCGUCAACACGAUGGUCCAGAUUUCUUUGAAGGACCGGCGUGUGCAUGGAAUAAUACGCUGGGUCGGGAAGCUUGAGGGUGUUUCAGAUGAGAUGGCGGGAUUGGAACUGGAUGAAGACGUCGGUGUGUGCGACGGCACCUUCAAAAGCAGGCGUUACUUCGUAUGUCCGGACAAAAGAGGAAUAUUCGUGAAACUAUCCUCUUGCUCCGUCGACUCCCGAUUCCAGGCCCUUGAAGAUUCCGCUCACAGCGAGUCGAUGCUCAAGGACAAAGAACAAGACUUCAACAAAGAACCACGGCGGUUGGACCCAGUUCCUCCAGUCAGCACAGAACAAGUGGACCACAUUCUAGUUGGGCAGAUGAAGGGGAUUCAGGGCCACUGCAACUCCUGUUACAUGGAUGCUGCCCUCUUCAGUUUGUUCUCCUGCUCCUCUGCUCUGGACUCCAUGUUGUUCAAGCGCACAGAAGCGAAAGACGCUGCCAUUCAGGAAACGUUGCUGCACGACAUCGUCAACCCGCUCCGCAGUAACGGUUUCGUGAAGGCAGAUCACAUCAUGAAGCUUCGGGAGCAGCUGCAGAAACACGGAUACAGCAGAACGUUCACCACAGAGGAGAAAGACCCAGAGGAGUUUCUCACCAUCGUCAUGCAGGACAUUUUGGCUCUGGAACCUCUGCUGAAGCUCUCUGCAGGAGGGAAGGUGCAGGAGAGCUACUGUUACCAGAUCUUCCUGGACCAGAACCACAGUCUGGUGCUGCCGACCGUCCAGCAGCUGCUCGACUUCUCCUUCCAAACGUCGGGACUGUGGCUGGCUGAGGUUCCCUCCUGCCUCAUCCUUCAGAUGCCUCGCUUCGGGAAGAAGUUCAAGAUGUUUGAGAAGAUCUUUCCGUCGCUGGAGCUGGACGUCACCGACCUGCUGUCCGAUGGUCCGAUGCGGUGUGUGGUCUGUGGAGGUCUGGCUAAAGUGGAGUGCCGGGAUUGUUCCAGAGAUCUGGUUUUCGGUCGAGCCGGGUUGAGGAACUUCUGUGAAAUCUGCACCCAUCAGGUGCACACCCACCCGAAGCGGUCCUCCCACCGCCCUACCAACCUGGAUCUUCCUCAGAAUUACCUGAUCCAUGGGUCCUCGUCCAUACUGACCCGAGACAGACUGGAGCUGUUUGCCGUUCUCUGCAUAGAGACGAGUCACUACGUGUCCUUCAUCAAACACGGACCCGGGAUCCGAGACUGGAUCUUCUUCGACAGCAUGGCUGACAGAAAAGGAGAGAGCGAUGGCUACAACAUUCCAGAGGUGCAGCGGUGUCCCGAGGUCGGCGUCUACCUGGAAAUGUCCCCCGACGAGCUCGCCAAUGAGGUGCCGCGGGACAUGAAGGGCGUGGCGAAGCGACUCUUCUGCGACGCCUACAUGUACCUCUAUCGGAGCGCCAACAUGUGCCUGUAUCGUUAAAGGUUGUGGAGAGAAAAUAUUUCUCUUCAAGUCAAUGCUGAAUUGAUUGUGAGAUUUGAUAAGAUACAUAGAGUUUUCAUUCCUGUUGCUGUACAAAGAACCAAACGGCAAAGCUGAGGUCUAGUUUCUUUGUCUGGGUGAUGGAUAAAUGGUUGUGUAAGUUGUCAAUUGUUUCAAGAAUAUAUUUCCAUGUGUUGUUGAUUUGUCCAAAUUAUUAUCACAAUUCUCUCAAUUUUCUGUUUGGGCUUUUUUUUUUUUUUUCUUUA
Messenger RNA from Synchiropus splendidus (mandarinfish), 3446 nucleotides. It is a transcript of the gene cyldl, whose product is annotated as cylindromatosis (turban tumor syndrome), like. Lineage: Eukaryota; Metazoa; Chordata; Actinopteri; Syngnathiformes; Callionymidae. The record is from RefSeq and is a predicted model, not a curated record. Gene Ontology annotation, biological process: protein K63-linked deubiquitination. The coding region runs from base 916 to 3180 and encodes 754 amino acids. Gene Ontology annotation, molecular function: cysteine-type deubiquitinase activity; K63-linked deubiquitinase activity. Gene Ontology annotation, cellular component: cytosol. The transcript has 15 exons.